Messenger RNA from Nothoprocta perdicaria, 3171 nucleotides. RefSeq names its product antigen WC1.1-like. The record is from RefSeq and is a predicted model, not a curated record. The transcript is spliced from 15 exons. NCBI's taxonomy places the organism in Eukaryota, Metazoa, Chordata, Aves, Tinamiformes, Tinamidae. The coding region runs from base 1 to 3171 and encodes 1056 amino acids. Gene Ontology annotation, cellular component: membrane.
AUGACAAGAAAGACACAACCUUCUAUUUCAGUGUUGUGGUUACUUCUCCUCUCCAUUUGGGUCUCUCUGGGUGAUGAUGAAUUGAGGCUAGUUAACGGACCUGAUCCCUGUGCUGGGAGAGUGGAAAUAAAGCAUGAUGAGCAGUGGGGGACUGUAUGUGAUGGUGACUGGAAGAUAGAAGAUGCUGAGGUUGUUUGUAAGCAGCUCGGAUGUGGAUCUGCUGUUCAGGCUCUUAACCGAGCUCCUUUUGGAGAAGGAUCUGGACCAACAUGGCUGUAUCGAGUUGAUUGCCGUGGUGAUGAAUCUGCUCUCUGGAACUGUUCAAAUCCAGGAUGGGGUGUAUUUAACUGCCCUCACUAUUUUGAUACUGGAGUGAUCUGCUCAGGUUUCUCUGGGCUGCAUCUGACAGGAGGGGACAGUGCCUGCUCAGGACAUCUGGAAGUAAGGAAAGAAGAAAGCUGGGCUAUGGUCUGUUAUUCACAUAUUGAUUUCAAAGCUGCUUCUGUUAUAUGUAAUGAGUUAGAGUGUGGCCAGGCUGUAGGUGUCUUGAGAGGAACUCACUUUGAAGCAGGACAUGAGCUGAUCUGGCAGGAAGAGUUCCAGUGUAUCGGGAAUGAGACUCACCUCGCACAUUGUGCCAAGAUUUUGCACCACAGUAAGACAUGUUCCCAUGACGCCAGUGUUUUAUGUUCAGGCUAUGGCGGGUACAGACUGGCAAAUGGCACUACCACAUGUUCAGGGAGAGUAGAACUUCUUCAUGGAGGCAUGUGGGGAAUCCUUUGUGACUACACGUGGGACCUUCCAGCUGCCAAUGCCCUUUGCCAACAGCUGGACUGUGGAGUUGCUCUAUCGAUCCCAAGUGGACAAUACUUUGGGGUAGGAAAUGGGUCCUUCUGGAAUGGCACAUUUGGAUGUGAAAAGAAUGGCUCAUGGCCGAGAGAUUGUCGUGUCAGUAGGCUGGGUCACACUGACUGCCCUGCUGGAAAAGAUGCUCGUGUGGUGUGUUCAGGGUGUUCAGGGGCUAGGUUGGUGAAUGGCACCACAUGCUCUGGAACAGUGGAGAUCCGACAUGGAGACAAAUGGGGAAGACUUUGCGGCUUCCACUGGAGUCUGCAAGCUGCCAGUGUCCUCUGUAAUCAGCUGAACUGCGGCUACGCAAAGUCCAUUGAAACAGGACAGCGCUUUGUGGGUGGAAAUGGACCUGUAUGGAGGGACGCUUUCCAUUGUGAAGGAACUGAGUCCUGCUUAUGGGACUGUGCUCACAUGACUUUGGGCAAUCCUUCCUGUUCAGCCGGAGAAGCAGCCACUGUUGUUUGCUCAGGCCUUGCUGAAUCACUCAGACUUAUAGGUGGAGAGAGCCGCUGUGACGGACGAGUUGAAAUCUCACUCUAUGGCAUGUGGAAAAGAAUCCUGGAUGAUGACUGGGRCAUUAAAGAUGCUCAUGUGGUGUGCAGACAGCUGCAGUGUGGAAUUGCCAAUAAAGCYUACUACCCUUCAAGGUCUGAACGAGGGACGGGUCUUGUUGGUUUAAGAAGUGUUCAGUGUUCUGGAAAUGAGACUCAGCUGAUGCUCUGCAAGACCUCCUAUUCUGAAACAGUGCCAGUAGGAGUUGCUGAGGACGUUGGUGUGAUAUGCUCAGGGAGCAGGCAGAUCAGGCUGGUGAAUGCGACAAAGCGCUGUGCUGGGAGAGUGGAGCUUUAUCAUGACGGCAUCUGGGGAACCGUUUGUGAUGAUGCCUGGGAUCUAUCAGAUGCCAACGUUGUUUGCAAACAGUUGGGAUGCGGGCAUGCCAUCAAGGCUUUUGCCUCUGCUCAUUUUGGAGAGGGCUCAGGGYACAUCUGGCUGGAUGAUGUGAACUGCACUGGGGAUGAAUCUGAUCUCUGGGAAUGUUCCUCCAGGGGAUGGGGCAAGCAUAACUGCCGACACAAAGAAGAUGCUGGAGUCCUCUGCUCAGAGUUCCUGUCUCUAAGGCUGGUGAAUGGCAAUGACUGUGCUGGGCGGCUGGAAGUUUUCUACAAUGGGACAUGGGGAAGCAUUUGCUCCAAUCGAAUGUCUCAACUCACUGCAAUAACUGUAUGCAGACACCUGAACUGUGGAGAUGUUGGAGAAAUUGCAGGAGACUUCCAGUAUGGCAGAGGUUCUGGGCCCACAUGGCUAGACCACAUUGAGUGCUCUGAGCAGCAUAGCUCUCUCUGGCAAUGUCAGUCAGACCCCUGGCAUCCUCAGUCAUGUGAUAAUCGAGCAGAAGAGACACAUAUUUCUUGCACUGGAAGAAAAAGGGUAGUGACUCCAUUCGCAUUUGUCGAAUGUCCAAACUCUACAAGUUGUACAGAUAGGGAGAAGUUACGUGUCACAGGAGGAGAAGAUGGGUGCUCAGGCAGAGUGGAGAUUUGGCAUCAAGGCUCUUGGGGAACAAUCUGUGAUGAUUCCUGGGACAUGGCAGACGCUAAGGUUGUAUGCAGACAGCUGGGUUGUGGAUCUGCUGUCUCUGCUCUGAGUGAAGCUGCUUUUGGGAAAGGGACUGGUCCCAUCUGGUUGGAAAAAGUGCACUGCAAAGGGACAGAGCUGUCUCUUUGGGACUGUCCUACCCAGUUUUUAUCCAACAAGAAUUGUGAUCAUAAGGAAGAUGCUGCAGUGGAUUGUUCUGGUGUGACAGAAACAACAUCAUCACCCACUACAGCAGAUCAGCCCCGUCGACCUGUAAAACAGAGUGAGAGAGUCACAACACCUGUCAUUCUCUGCAUUAUCCUGGGGAUCCUUCUCUGCCUGGUGCUUGCCAUUCUCUGCAGACAGUUCCAGAGUGCCAGGGCACAGAAGAGAGGCUACUUUAACCCCUUCUCGGAAGCCGUCUAUGAAGAAAUCAAUUAUAACCUGACGAGGGAGAAGCAGCAGAUGACCGCCCUUUCAGAAGUCCUUUCACUGUCUGGAAAUACUCUGGAAGAUAAUUAUGAUGAUGUGACAGAAGCUCCUGAACCAAAAGAUGAUCCUCUCUCUGAGAAUAAUGAUCAGGAAAUCAUUGUGGUCACUGAAGAUACUGAUGGAAAUGGGGAUUCACAGACUGUUUGGAAUCCUCAUGCACCAGGAAACAGGACCUCUGAGACUGAGAAAAAGGGUUCAUCCCCUCAUCUUGAAGAUACAUCUUAUGACGAUAUUGAAGAGCUGGAUCACUGA